AUGGGAAAGGGAGUCGACAAGCUGUCUGAGCGAGUUCUAGGUCAGAUUCUUUCCCGAGUGGCCAUGGAGAGAAGAAAAGGAUGUUGCAAAAAACGAUUCCCUCCGCCGCCACCAAGACGGGAUGUGGUUAUCAGAAGCACUGAUAUGUGUGCAGAAAUGCAAGAAGAAGUCGUUUCAAUUGUUUGCCGUGCACACGAGAAGUUUCGCGUUGAAAAGGACAUAGCAGCGUACAUCAAGCAGGAGAUGGACAGGAAGUACCACCAUUCAUGGCAAUGUGUUGUUGGCAGAAAUUUCGGCUCUUAUGUGACCCAUGAGACAAAUCAUUUCAUGUAUCUUUACGUGAGAAAUACGGCAGUAAUGGUCUUCAAAACUGGCUGUUGA
Ostertagia ostertagi is the source of this 381-nucleotide messenger RNA. Lineage: Eukaryota; Metazoa; Nematoda; Chromadorea; Rhabditida; Trichostrongylidae. The record is from the annotation of a GenBank genome assembly.